AUGUCCACGACCGAGACAGUCGAGACCAAGUUCCUCGAGCCAGAAGAGUUCCGACGCAUGCAUGGCGGAGGAAACCCUAGACAGCGAACACCGCGCGACCAAUUGCAGAGACGAGAGCGAGCAGAGAUGAUUCUGAACCAUUAUCAAUUGCUCUGGAAAUAUGCGGAUGCAAAUGACAAAUCGGUACCACAGACCCGUUCGUACUUUCACAAGGUGGCUUUGGGCCUCAAAACAGAGCCAAUCAUCGAGAAUUGGCUUCACGAUGAUGAUGAAUGA
This is a messenger RNA of Exophiala spinifera, 276 nucleotides long. RefSeq lists its product as uncharacterized. The record is from RefSeq and is a predicted model, not a curated record. Lineage: Eukaryota; Fungi; Ascomycota; Eurotiomycetes; Chaetothyriales; Herpotrichiellaceae. The coding region runs from base 1 to 276 and encodes 91 amino acids. The transcript has 2 exons.